Messenger RNA from Diaporthe batatas, 1910 nucleotides. RefSeq lists its product as uncharacterized. Bases 748 to 1788 code for a protein of 346 amino acids. NCBI's taxonomy places the organism in Eukaryota, Fungi, Ascomycota, Sordariomycetes, Diaporthales, Diaporthaceae. The transcript has 2 exons. The record is from RefSeq and is a predicted model, not a curated record.
AGCUGCGGGCCAACAUCACAGCAUCGCAAGGCCCCAUUGGCCCCCGGCAACCACGCGUCCAGCAGGAUCAGGGUGAGCUGCGGUUGGUCUCAACUCGAGAUCGUGCUGCGGGUGCGUCGUCCACUUGCACGCCUGUCCGGCCCCCCCUUUUUGCCGCCUUUACGACCUGGUCAAUUUUUCCCAAUGCCAAUUUUAGGAUUCCUUCCCUCCCAUCCAUUGCAAUUUGCUGCGCACCUCGCCGGCUCGCUGAGUCGCCUGCGCCACAUGGCCGCAGAAGAGCCCAUUUCAACUUCAUCGGCAUGGCGCCAGGAACGGCGACGCACUUGUCCGCAAAGGGAGGACUUGGGCUAGGCCCCUGGGGCACCUGUCCGUAUUGCCCUUGUGGGCCCCACGAUGCGACGCAAUCAAAAGAAUCCUGGCCCGCGCCCGCACACCCAAGCAGCUGCGGGUAAAGAAGGGGCUCUCGUUCUACUCCAGACUCUUUUGCUGCUCAGGUCCUGUCGACCUGCAUGCCAUCCAGCACAACAGCCAGGAGCCCCGCCGCCCCCAAAGAAUGUGUCCGAGAGGCGCAAGUCCAAGGGGGAACGUCCAGUUCUGAGCAAUAAAAACGGAGCAGUGUGGGACUCGCCGGGAGCUUUUUGAUCCUUCCACGAGGUCCCAUUACCCCAGGGCGCCAGACACUCGGGGCAUUUCCCCCUCGACCAUCUCGUCGGUAGCGCAUGACCACUGCUGUCUUGUUCGUCGACCAUGUUGAUCUUGCGCCUUGUCCUGGCCAUGGCCGCUCCGCUCGUGGCCCGGGCCCAGGGCGCUGCAUCGGCCAAGGUCACGUCCAUCUUCAUUGACACUGUCUCCGGAUACGACGAGCUCUCGACAUGUGCCGAGGAGGUCCUCUCGACCAUCGUACGAGCGCAGUACAGCGGGUGUGGUGACAAGGGCGCCGUGACGAGCUACACAUGUUUCUGCACCGACUCAAGCUCACUCAUGAGCGGCAUGAUCACGAAUGCCAUUUCAGAUCGGUGCGACUCGUCAAUCGUCUCGGACCAGGCCUCAAGUGCAAUUGACGUCUUCGAUGCGUACUGCGCCAUCGGGGUCCCGGGUGACCUGGCGACAGCGACUACGGCCGCUUCAACGGCGAGCGGGACAGCAUCUGCGUCGCCAGCAUCGACGGCGUCGCCAACUGCGGCAUCGGCGACACCUGUGGGCUCCGCCCCUGUAACCCCGACCUCAACGUCAGCCCCGAGCUCGUCAAUGAGCCGUUCCAGAGUCGUGGCCAUCGCGGUGGGGAUUUCAGUGCCAUGUGGCAUCAUAGCCAUCGCAAUAGUAGCGUCUCUGAUCUGGUGCCGCCGCCGCCGGAGACACGAGCAGCUGAGAUCCGAGAAGCGCCAGCAGCUGGAGUCAGCGUCCCAGGCGGCGGGCGUGGGGAGUCUGAGGCCCGAGUUCAGAUGGCCGGCCCGGAUCGCAGGUACGACGCAGGAACUGCCGACCCAGUAUCACAGCCACGAGAUGCCAACCAAGGCGCCUGUCGUGGCUUCGCCCAGCAGUUCGGAAUACCACAUAUCGCCGUUGCCGGUCGCACCGUCGCAUCAGAAGCAACCUGCUUACCAGUUCCAGUCGGAGAAGAUCCCAUAUCAGCACCAGGAGUUCUACCAGCCGGCUAAAAAGGAGCAGGACCAGCAGCAGGAGCCACAGGAGCUGCCAACCGGGAUCGAGGACAGGCACGAGUUGGAAGGGAGCCCCAGCCCGCUGUCACCGACGGGUCGUUUCUCGUAUCAGACAUAUGAAAAGUGACCAGGCGAGGCAUCACCAACAGCGAGAAGAUACCCGAUUUCCACUGUAUUUAUGACCUAAUGUAGAUAAUGAGGUGGCUUUCCCAAGAAGCCAAUACGAUCUAGCUGCUGCUUUCCCACGAG